Molecule: messenger RNA, 10047 nt
Organism: Podarcis lilfordi (Lilford's wall lizard)
Lineage: Eukaryota; Metazoa; Chordata; Lepidosauria; Squamata; Lacertidae
Source: the annotation of a GenBank genome assembly
GAGUCCAACCCCCUGCCAAGCAGGAAACUAUUUCAGCUAUUUCCAUCUCUGGAUAAAUAGUAGGCACCAGCAAUUUGCUUGAGGGAUGGAAGCCAGCCUGGAAAUUGAGAACCAGCCCUCCGAGAUGCUCAAGGACCUGGUGCUGAGGUGGUUUCUGCAGACGCAAGUUCCUCUUAUGUUACAGGACGGCAGCUUGCCAGAAUGGUUCCAUGGAUUCAUUACAAGGAAGUAAGGAGAAAAGCACUGAAAUGAAUGUUUUAGUUAAUUGCCACUGUCUUUUGAACUAGAUGAUUUGGGAUUGAUGGGAGGCUGCUGGUUUUGUACCUUUCUCUUUUUAUUAAGAAAAGAAAAUGUGCUUAACAGGAGAGUCCAUGCUAGGGUUGCUAUGGGUUAGUGAAUAGAUCAUCGGGAUAGGAUUUAUUAGAUCCACUUUUCUUGAGGACUUUUAAAAAAUGCAAACUGAUGUGGAAAUGUUGAACUGAAUUUACAAUUGGAAAAAUGAGAAAUGGAGAAAAAACAAAAACUGACAGAAUCUUUUAUGUCUAACCUCUACUUCUGUACCAAAUCAGGCUGUGACAUUAUAAAAGAAGCUGUCUCUUUGUACAGGCAAACUGAAGAGCAGCUGAAAGAAAAAAGCUUUGGCAGUUUUCUCAUCCGAUUAAAUGAGAGAUCGUUUGGAUACAUCCUCUCCUACAGGUAAGCUUUUGAGUUUAGAUUGUCUCUUUGGGCUGGAAAAUGUCACCAUUUUCAAAUUGUCUUAUACUGGGUUUUUGUUUGUUUGUUUGUUUUGGACUUCCAGCAGAAUGUCAUGUAGAAUCACUGCUCUCGCUCUCUGCCAUUCUCCUCCAAUAGGCAGUCCGCUUUCUGUGGCCACUCAGUCCCCAUGGGGUGGUUUGGGUGGAUGGCCAACCCAAGGGUUGCUGCCUCUAUAUAAAUUUGGUAUUCUUCUGAAAGCCCUGGGCCCCUUCAAGCCUCUUGUGUGUAGAUGGUCUUAGGUAGACUACUUAGGGAGCAGUGUGUGUCACCCGAGCACUGGAAAGAGAAGGAAUGAUGGGGCAACCGGGAACAAAUUCCAGAGAUGCAUGUAAUUUGAGGCCACUGACUGCAAUCAGGAGGAAAUGCAAUACUGUGAUGCAAUACUCUCAGUUGUCCCUCCUAAGGCUGAAUUAAAUCAAGUUCUACUCAGAAUAGACCUGCUGAAAUGAGGGGAACUAAGUUAGGCAUGUCCAUUAACUUCAGUGGAUUUACUGUGAGUUGAUUUUGGAUCAAAUUCUGCAGGUUUCAUCUACAGGUGGUGAGAUCCAUUGGUGAUAUUGUUUGGCUCUGUUGACACUGAAAUGAUUACUUUGGCCCAAGGUUUAUAAGUGGGGUGGGGAUGGAUCCUGGUCUACCAUCCUUAAGCAAUUGUUUGGUAAGUAUACGGGAUAUGGCAGCUUCCCUCUGGCAACUUGCCCUGUGGAACUCCAUGCCAGUAGAGUUUCAGCAGGAACUAUUUCGCCUUCUUUCAGCCACCUUCUGAAAAACUGUAUCGUGACUGGUGUGGCUAGCAGCCCUUGAUAGCCUUAUUCUCCAUGGAUUUUUACAGGCUUCUGAGUUGAUUUGUGGGAAAGUGCCUUCUCCUCUCAGGGUGCCAUUUGUGAUGUCCUCAGCAUGGCCAGGACAUGGCAUGGACACCUCUGCCCCACAACUGUGAGACCCUUGAAGCUUUGGUGCUGUCCAUUUUGUUACAGAGCAGGGAUGUUGGACUCCAGCUCCCCACAGCCAUAGCCAGCGGGACCAAUGGCCAAGAAUGCUGGGAGUUGCAGCCCAGCGACCACGGGAGGAUUCCCCAGUCCUAUGGUGGAGCCUGGCUCCCCUUCAAAGCAUCACUCUCUGUGACAUAAGAGCAACUCCAGUCCUUAGGCAGCCGAUUGUUCAGAGAAAACUGACUCCUGAUCGAGACCAUUCAGAUAGUUUGCUAGUCAUACCACAAAUGGUGAAAGAAGUACUCAUGCAAAUUCAGACGUGUUAAUGUGUCAAAGGCCCUUGAUGAGUCUCUGCAUGCUGGCUCCUGUCACUGUGGCUCAUUUGUUGUCAAAUGAAAAGCAUUUAUUGCACACCCAAAGCCUUAUGGCGGGCUCUGUCCAUCUCUUCUCUCAAAUGCUAUGUCUGAAUUCAAUCCUUCUGUGGUGACUUUCCAUGAAGAGGUACUCCUUCUUAUACAGAAGGUCAGUAUUCAGGCUUCUGGUACUGCUCUGCUUAAAAGAAUUAAAUAUAUGAUGAGAAGCAGAGAGCACAGCCAACAAGAGAACUUCUCCCACGAAAAAUGCAGUCUUUUUCUAAUGUACUAAUGUAUAAUAAGGUAAACCCUCAUGUGCUAAGCAGAACCUUUGUGAUGUUAAUUUAUUAUGUUUGAUUUUGGUAUGGAAAUUUGUUCCUAUAUGUUUACCGCUAGAUAUCCUUUCGACUUUUACUUUAUUUGGCAUCUGUUAUUAUACUUGCUAUGUUGUAAACAAAUAAGAGAAAUGAAAGAAUGAAAUUUAUCUUAUGGGAGCUAGUGGCUCUUAGGAACAUUUUCUAGGGUGCUUUGGAGUUUUUAACAGGCCAAAUGAAGCCUAUGAUCAUGGAGGUCCCUAUUCUGUACCUUUCUGUUUUUUGCGCCCCACUGACUUCCAGGCAGGACUUCUGGACUACUGCAGUGCUGCACAUAUGGAGCUGCCUUGACAAUUGUUCAGAAGCAGCAACUGGCCUGAUUUGUAAAUGUGUACAGUUCUGGUGGGUGUGUCAUGUGUUAGCGGAGGGACAGUACCUUUGGUUGGGAACAUGUCCUGCUCCUUCUGAGGUACUUUGUCCACCUUUGGUCCUCACCCUGCACUCAGCUCUCACCUGUGGCUCCUAGAAGCUGUCAGCAUGCAACAGUGGCCACAAUCCCAGGAAUGGCUUUGACUGGACAGUUCAACCAGGUGUGGGUAGCUAAUGGGACUCAAACCCUCAGAGAGUUGUGUCUUCCCCUGCAUGCGAAGACAGGCCUUGGCAGAUGGAGUGGAUGAGUCCAAGGGUGCGCCCAACGGUUAAGAAGGCAGUUUCUGCCCGUGCUAUAAAGGGAUGUGAGGGGCAGAUGGGGCUUGUCCGCCUAGGGAGCCCAUCUAGGAGAAGGGAAACUCUGAUCCUAAAGCUCUGCUGCCUUGUGGAAUAUCUUCAGAAGAAGAAAAGGCUAAGGAGUAAACCCUACACAAAUUCGGAGUGGAGUCCCUAAGACGGUUGGAUGGCGCCUUGCCUGCCUCCUUCCAGCAACUCCUGCAGCCAAGCUGGUGCCCAACGUCUUGCUCUGCUUUCCUUUGGACCACAUCAGUGAGGCCGAGAGACAAGGGGUCUUGUUCUCUGGGAAGCCCAGGACAUCCCUGCACACUGCCCAGGUUUGUAUCCUGGAGAGGUCUCUUGGUUGCUGCUAGUGUGGUUGGGCUUUACCCGCAAAUGCCAACAGUUCUGGUGGCAGUUACUAAAAAAGGCUAUUGGAGAGAAGUGGACAAUGCAAAGCAGAGCAACCAAUAUGAUGGGGGUCUAGAGCAACUCCUGUAUGAGGAAAGGUCACAAUCAUUUGUGGCUUUUUAGUUUAGGAAGAAAAGGUGAAGCAGGUCGGGGGCACGAUAAUAGUUUAUAAAAGCAUGUCUGUUGUGGAGAAACUGACGGGAGAGACGUUUUUCACUCUUUCUCAUUAAUACUAGAACCAGGGAUUGUCCACCAAAGCUAAAUGGUGAGAGAUUUGGGACAGACGGAAAUAAGCACUUCUGAACAGAGAAAAUAGUUAAACUCUAGAACUCACUGCCACAAGACAUGGCGAUGGCUGCCAACCUGGGUGCACAGUAAUCCAGACAAAGUUAGGAAACCCAGAACAAUGAAGGAUCAACUGGGGUUACCUCCAAAUCAUACGCUUAAAGAACAUUUACAGGCAUGGAGCAUCCUGGGAACUGUAGUUUGUUAUGGGUGCUGGAAACUGCAGCUCUGUGAGAUCAGCACCCUUGAUAAACUAUAAACUACAGUUCCCAAGCUUCUCCGUGCCUGUUAAAAGUAGUAUAAUAAUGCUUUACAUGUAUGCUGUAUUGAGUUGUGGACCAUACGAUGUCAAACAGGAAAGCCAUUGUUCAUUUCUGAAUCUCUCAAACAUUUCUAUUGUAUUGGGGCAACCCAGUCAGAUGUGCAGGAUAUAAAUAAUAAAAUUAUUAUUAUUAAAAUAAAAUAUUUUUUUUUAAUGUAUUGAGUGAUUGUAUGGGCUGAGUGCUUUGCUAAUUCAGGUUGAAAUUUAAAUGAGGAGGACAUUGGAAGCAUCCCUGGUCAAGCCCUGUUUUCAGGCUGUGCAUGGAGCCGAGAUGCCCCCGUCACAGUCAAGGACAUGAAUCAUGUUCUCUGAAGCGGACUUAGCAGCUGCCUGAGGGUACAGGACCUGUCAUUAACAAUGCGCCCAGAUCUUCUGCUCCCUUUGCCCACACUCCUAGACCAGUGGAAAUUCCUCUCUGCCUAGUCCUAAAAGAGGCACUUCUUUUGACUGCAGGGGAAAAGAUCGAUGCCGCCAUUUUGUCAUCAGUUGUCAACGGAAUGGAUGUUAUGUCAUAUCAGGGGACACCCAGACCCAUCCAAGCCUUGCGGAGCUCAUAAGCUACUACCAGACUUCCAAGAUAGAGCCUUUCGGAGAAAAUCUGACUAUGGCCUGUCCAAAUGUGAGCCAAGCAUUAGAGACUUUGUUUCAAAAAUAUAAUCCUUCCUAUAGUCAUCAUGUGAACUGAAUUGCUGAUCUGAGCAUUACAUUUUGCCAAAAGCAACCACAGAUAGAGUCAUCCUGUUGCUUUUAGUCAAGUACAGCAAUGUGAUCAGCAAUCCAGUUCAUCUGGACAUGAUGGUACCCUAAAAUUGGAUAAGCACCUCUUUAUGUGCCCAGAUGUUUCAACACGUUUUAUAGCCUAUUUUAACUUUCUGAUAUAAUUUGCAGGAUUUUGUUGGGUUUUAUUGGGGGGUUGGGGGUGCAUUUUCAUGCUUGAUCUUCUGUGUUGUUUUUAUGUUUUAUUAUAACUUUGUUGGGGACGCGGGUGGCGCUGUGGGUUAAACCACAGAGCCUAGGACCUGCCGAUCGAAAGGUCGGCGGUUCGAAUCCCCGCGGCGGGGUGAGCUUCCGUCGUUCGGUCCCAGCUCCUGCCUACCUAGCAGUUCGAAAGCACCCCUAAGUACAAGUAGAUAAAUAGGGACUGCUUUCUAGCGGGAAGGUAAACGGCAUUUCCGUGUGCGGCGCUGGUGCUGGCUCGCCAGACGCAGCUUAGUCACGCUGGCCACGUGAUCCGGAAGUGUCUUCGGACAGCGCCGGCUCCCGGCCUCUUGAGCGAGAUGAGCGCGCAACCCUAGAGUCGGUCACGACUGACCCAUACGGGCAGGGGUACCUUUACCUUUUUAUAACUUUGUUAUUGGAGUUUGAUCCUGAAGGUUGGACUAGAAAACACAAGUCUAGGGCAUAGUCUCCAACUGCCCUCAAAAUGCUGGGACCAUCACAAAAACCCUUAAACCAUCACGGCUUCUCACUUUCUCAUACAGAGUCCCAAAUUCCCAUCUUCAUAGAGAUACACUAACCAAUGGUUAGUGUAUCUCUAUGAAGCAAAUGGCUUGGUGUUGGGGGAAGCAGAGGUAGAGAGAGUUGCCAAGUGAGGCCUUCUCCUCCUCUGCCGCCGCCACCGCCACCUCCUCUGCCCAAGUUGGAGAAGGUGGGUGGAGGGAAAGAGGGGGAAAGUCUUGCACCAGGCCCGGGGGAAGAGAAAGAGGGAGUGGCACAAGGGGGGCACCACUGCUGACACUGCCAGUGCCACCGUGGGAAGCUUUGACUCUCCGGCCUGGCAGCCACCCAUCCAGCUGCCAUGCUGAAUAAAAACAAUAAGGAGACCCUGAGAAGGAGCAGGCCCUGGGGGUAUUGGGGUGGUUGGGAAGGCUGUAGCUGGCAGGGUGCAGGCAGGCCGGGGGGCUGUAGUUUGAGGGGUGUGGGGUGGACAAGGAGGUUAUGGGGGUCAAGGGACACUGGGCUUUGUAUUCUUUCAACUGCAGGGAUGCUCCAGGAAAGGAUUCAUUUAACUUCUACAGCUGCCUGAAAACUCUAUGUGUUAACAUUUAAGGCUGGGAAAAUGAAAAGUUGAGAAAAACUGAAAGUGACAUAUUCCUUGGAGCAAAGGUCCAUCUAAUUCAGCAUUCCAUUUUUCCUCCAAAUCCUCUUGCAAAUCUAACUACUGUUAUCCCCCUUUCUAUUUCUUUUCCAUACCCUGAUAGCAAGAGGAAAGAAGCAUCUAUGAUGAAAUCUCUGUGCAUCAGCCAAGAGCUUUCCGGCAAAGCUCUGCAAGCACCACUUCGGAGCUGACCAGAGAAGUGUCUGGCAGCUCACCAGCCCCCAGGCCAGCAAAAGAAGACAGCAGCCCCCAGUCAGUGACACCCAGGAAAAAGCUUCAGGAGCAGCAGGAGUCUUUGUCAAGGGAGAACCGGAAGCUGAGCCCAGAGGUAGAUUUUUCUUGAGGAAAAAGCUCUGAGUGGCUACUGUUAGAAAGAUGCUGGCAGUGGUUUUCAGAAGUUUAAAUGGCUUUAAACAGACCAAUUACUAAAAGAGGCAAACCCUCGCUCUACUUAAAAGUUGGAAGAGGAAGGUCUUCAGUAGGUGCCGAAAAGGUAAGAGAGACAGUGCCUAAUAUUCAAGGGGAGGAAAUUCCAAAGAGGAGGUGCGACCACACAAAAGGCCUGGUUCCUAUGUUGCGCAGAAUGGACCUUCUGGUAAGAUGGCAUCUGCUGGUCACCCUCACCUGAAGAGCCUAGUGAUCAACUAGGUAUAGAAGGGGUGAGACCAUCUUUCAGGUAUCCUGAUCCCAAGCUCUAUAGGGCUUCACACACCAAAACCAGGAACAUAGCCAGCAGCCAGUGAAAUUCUUUAUGUAGGUUCACCUUGAAAUGUGAACUGAAUCAAACUUCUUUCUCCACCCCUACUGACUACGAGGCAGGAUGGCUGUGUUGUACCUCUACUGGGGGGGGGGCGUGAUAUGCCUCCAAAUGCUGGUUGCUGGAAAUCAGAAGUGGAGAGCUGUGCUCAGGUCCUGCCUCAGGGCUUCCCAUAGGCAUCCAGUUGGCCACUGUGGGAACAGGAUGCUGGAAUGGAUAAGCCAAUGGCCUGACUCACUAGAGCUCUUUUUGAUGUUCUUUGAAAAGAUCACUGUCCUCUCUCAUCUUGAAAUCCUUGUUUAAAAACUGGACAUUAAUCUCAGCCAUUUCUUCUUGCUUUCCUGCCCCUUUCCAUCUCAGCAGGACCCCGAAGCAGCCCCACUGGUGCCAGACAAGAGCUGCUUGCUAAUAGCAAAAACCUUUGAGGAAGACUUUGGAACCGAAGGAAGCAUUGCUUAUUCAGCAGUGAAGAAACACCCGUUAGACAACAGGAGCCUGGAGGUGCCAAAAGACAUGUGCAAAGUGUUGGUGGACAGUUUGCCAAAGCCUGAAGAACCCGGCCAAGUUAGUGCCUCUCCCUACAAGAAAAAAACAAGUACCGUGUUUGCAUUGACUAAGCAAUCUGAUAGUCUAUAUGGCAAAAAAGUCACAGAAAACUCCCAUCCAGAAACUACUUACUCCAUAAUUAGCCGAGACCAAGACAAGAGCUGUUUGGCAUUCCCUGCCCCCACCAGUGGUCCAUCCUCUGUUGCUACACCCAAGAAAGCAAUGCUAAAUCCUCCUGCUUCAGCUCCUCCCAAGCUGUCUCCUAAGUUACCUAAUAAGCCUGUGACCUCCUCAGAACUCUGGGGGUCGCAGUCUCCAUUUGCAGCCUAUGCCAGCUCCCUUGUGUUCGAGAAAGAGCCUCAGGAACCAAACCACCCCCAGAGUUUGCCAGAUUUGCCAAGGGGAAACAUGCAUGGGCAGAUUAUUAAGAUGAAACACCCUAAAUCCACAGCACCCCUCCAUGGUGAUGAUCUUGAUGAGGCAAGCAAUACUUAUGAACAGAUUCCUUUUACUUGGUCAAAGGGCAUCACCCAUGACCCCAAUUCAAAAAAGCUUCUCCAGUCUUCACUAAUACAGCCCAAAGAGACUUAUGAUCAAAUCUCUGUGAAGACUGGGAGAUCCUCUAAGGCACAGGUCUAUACUGUGAAUCCAUGCAAAAAGAGCCCUGAUCCAUUCUCCAAAGCCUUUUCCUCAAAAAGGAAUGUCUUCACUGCAGAGAACACCUAUGAACAAAUUCACUUCAGUCCUGGAAAAGAAGCAGAAUGCAAGGCAAGCCAAAAGGUAAACUCUACUCAGCUUGCAUAAAAUAGCUCCGCUCAUCCAAACCCAGCACCAAUCCAAAUCAGAUCCUGUUGCACUUGCACCCCUUUGGUGUCACCCGGGAUGGAACAGGGCCCAAUCCUUCCCCCAGAUCCCAACAUGUGCCCACUUCCCUUAUCUGUUUUUGCUGCUCCAGUGGUGGCAGCAGAGUGUUGGAAUAGAAGUUUUUCCUGCUCUCCAUUCCCGCCCCAUGCCUUUCUGGUGCCCAGCACACUGCUUCAGCUGCAAAUUAGGCACCUGGCUGGGAAAUGCAGUUAGCAAGUCAGAAACGCUGAGAAAUUCAUACUUCCCAGUGCUCCUGGUGUCUGGGUCACAGCAUAGCAGCAUGCAAGGCAAAAGGGAGCAGGGAAAGAGUUUUGCGUUAGCUCAGUUGGAUAGUUUGUGGUGCUGAUAACACCAAAAUUGCUGGUUUGAUCUCCUUAUGAGUCAGUUGCAUAUUUUUGCAAUGCAGGGACUUCGACUACAUGAUCCUUGGGGUCCCUUCCAACUCCACAAUUCCAUGAUUCUAUGAUUCCGUCCCUCCCAUGAUGCCCCUGAUGGAACAGCAGUGAAGAGGAGGGGGUGUUCUGAAGGAGGUGUGGCAGGUGGGAAGUGGGGAAAGAGCCCUGAUUUCUUCCCCAGCUCAGAUUAAAAUCCAAGCUGAAGAUGAACUUUCCAGGGUGCAAAGCUUGCCUUUUCAAUUACCCUCGUGCAGAACUGCUCGGUAGACUACCUAAAAAUCUCUCUCUGCCUUCCUUUUGAAAUAAACCUUCAUGUAAUUCAUUUCCCUACCAGAGUGAUAAGCCCAGAAGAUUCCUGUUUGCAGAAAAGAAGACUAAAUUCUGAGCACUGUGCUUGAACUGUCGCUCUGAGCCUCAACCUGUACUAAAGAUCACUAAAUGAGAACCAGCAGCAGCUUGGCUUCCUAACAGUCUUCUUCCGCUGUGUUACGAAACCUCAUUGUUUCCUACUCUGGGCUGCAAUGGUUGCAUUUUUACAGAAGUCCCUUUUCCCAUCACAAGGCAUGCAUGCUUUUCUAGAACGUCCUAUCUGCUGCGUCAGACGGUUCUGCUGACAUAUAAGUAUCAGGUCUGAUGUUUAGAGAUAUCCUUAGCAGCAAAAACCAUAUUUACCUAUUUAUUUGAAGUGGCUCUUCACCUUGGCCGUGGGUUGGCAAACUAUGGUCCGCGGGCCGGAUCAGGCCCAAUUGCUUUCUAGAUCCGGCGCGCGGACGGUGCGGGAUCCAGGCAGCCGGCAUAGUGUGCGCAUGCACAAUGGUUUUUGUGACUCAGCCAGGUUUGGGGGUCCAAAGUGAGGCGGGUGGCUGCUGAAGACAAGCCCCUUCUCCGCCCGUCGCCCGCGCAGCAAUCUUUUCUUCCGGGGUGGGGGAGAGGGAAAAGGAGCCCCGUUUGGAUUUCAGGAAGGGCAGUUGCGGCGGCAGGGGCUCAGAGGCGCCUGGGGAGCGACGCCCGCCGGAGUCUGUGGCAGCGGUGCUCCCCGCGGGAGGAAGCCUGGGCGGCUGCACUCCAGUGCAGCUUUGCGCUCUGCUGGGGAGGCCGCUCAUGAGCUACACGGCGCGAGCCAAGGAAAGGUAAAUCGCCGCCGCCGCCGCCGCCUCAUCUUCCCUCACGUGGGGAAAAGAAGGUUUUUGCUUGAGCGGCGCCGGCCUGACUUAGCGUGGCCAACGGCUUGUCCCUUCACCCACGCAUGCGCACGCGCUCUCCAGGGCUGACAGGAAUGGCACGCUUACCUCAGCCCCCCACCCACACCCAC